UUCCCAUCAUUCUUGGUGUGUGCUUCCGGAGGUCAUUGUUUAUUCAUAUACCCAAGGCGCAUUUCGCCAUCUUGAUCCUUGCGACGCAAAUCCUUCUGGAUUCCAACAAAGCUGUCGUUUCUUGUGCCCAUGGCUCUUCCGUUCAUCCUUGGCCUUCUCUGUGCAGAUGCUUCCCAAUGAUUGUCAUCAGAAGAGGGAUGGAUUAAUCAGUAGGGCCGUGUCAUUGCCAAUCCAAGUAUCCGUUCAUUUGCAAGAACAGCUCAUGUCAAUGCUCGCCGCUCAUCAUUGGUGGAGACAGUCUGACCUUCAUCGCGCUGAUUAUUGGAUAACGGCGCUUUUUCACUAAAGAAAUUGGAUCGUACAUUAUACUAGUUCCUGACCACUUCAUCUUCUUCAGACUUACUGUCUCUGAAAAUACCGUCUCUGAACUGCUGUGCCAUUCAGUAAAACUCAGACAACUUUGAACAGCGUAACAAAUAGGAACCGCCACCAGUUACGACUGCGACAGCAUUUUGAUUGCUGAAACAACCCAACAUUAUGUGAUCCUAGUGCCAGCAAGCAUUCAUAUUUCAAAUCAUCAUUAGAACCAAGCCAAAGUUUAGUGAGGUACUCUGAGAAUCUUCCUUGUGUAAUGGCGAGAUAGAGGUGACAUCCUCUGACCAAGCUCCCCCCCUCAUAAUCUCAAGCAUGUGCAGGCAGCCACCUACUCAAUUCCCCUCAAUUAAACUAAACCGAGAAGCAAAAUGUGAUAGCCCUUUAAAUCACAAGGGGCACAUGGUGCCGAGGGACUGCUACUACUGCAACAGCUCAUCUUCAGAGACACAAGAGGCACAAGAACAAGCCUGAAGAAGGAAGAAGACGACGGCGGCGAUGGGGUGCCGGUCCUGCGAGAAGCCCAAGAUGAACUACCGGAAGGGGCUGUGGUCACCUGAGGAGGACCAGAGGCUCAGGGACUACAUCCUCAAGCAUGGCCUUGGUUGCUGGAGUGCUGUUCCUGCAAAGGCUGGUCUCCAGAGAAACGGCAAAAGCUGCCGCCUGCGUUGGAUCAACUACUUGAGGCCCGGAUUGAAACGUGGAAUGUUCUCUCAGGAGGAGGAAGACGUCGUCAUCAACCUUCAAGCCAAGCUGGGCAACAAGUGGUCGCAGAUUGCGAUGCAUCUGCCCGGGAGGACCGACAACGAGGUGAAGAACUACUGGAACUCGUACCUGAAGAAGAGGGUGAUGCAGGCCCAGGGCGGCUCCAACCCCAAGAGCCCAGCCGAGCUCACCUCCAUGAGCACCACCGAGCCGACCAUGUCCAUGUCCAUGUCCAUGCACCACCACCACGUCAAGAACUGCAGCGGCAGCACCGCGACGUCGCACGACCAAGACGCCAACAUCAGCAGCAACGGCCUCUCAGGCCCUGCGCCCCUGGCCCAGCAGCCGUUCGAUCACCAGGCGCAGCAGCAGCAGCCCAAGAACUUCGUCUUCUCCGACUGGGUGCCCGCGCCGGAGAGCUACUCGGUGUCCGCGCACUGGCCCGCCUCCACGGCGAGCUCCGGCAACGUGACGCCGUCGCACGGCGGCGCCUUCGGGGAUCAGAUUAGCGGCAGCUACGGCGCGCUGCCGCCGCACCAGGACCACCAGGCCGGCGUCGGCAGUCAUGGCGCCACCGCCACAGGCAUUGCAGGCAGCGGGUACUUUGAUCUGCUCAACAUGGGGGACAUCUACGGGGGGUUCAGCUCGACGAACGAUGAUCUGCUCUUCUGAACGGAUGGUGUGGGAGGUGGUGUCAUGUGAACAGUGUUUGUGUUGUGCAUGAGUGUAAGCAAGAAAUGCCGCGGUAUACUUGUUCGAUUUGAUUCUUCUUUUGUCAGAAUUAAUUGUGAUGUAGAGAACACACCCUAGGCUGGACAUAAUUCUUUGGUUUCUUCCUUCAAUAAAAAUGCGUAUCAAUCUGUUUGUGCAAGUGCAAAUGUGAGUUAGUCACGUAUGCUUCUGGCAGGACUUUCCAGUGUAAAGAGGCCAUUAUUUAAUAUACUUAUCAUUGCUUCUCA
Messenger RNA from Panicum hallii, 2036 nucleotides. Its product is annotated as transcription factor MYB10-like. The coding region runs from base 871 to 1749 and encodes 292 amino acids. Lineage: Eukaryota; Viridiplantae; Streptophyta; Magnoliopsida; Poales; Poaceae. The transcript has 3 exons. The record is from RefSeq and is a predicted model, not a curated record.